GAUUAUGGGAUUAUGUCCUCUUUGAUUAAAAUGAACACAUUACCUUCAAGUUCAACUUUAAGUUCAUUUCCUCUCGAAAAUACAGAAGUGCAUGCCAUUGAUGAUGAAGAGUAUGUUCCACUCUUGACAUUUCACCAACGUUCUUUGGAAAAUCUAAAAUCAGACCUUGAGGAUGAGAAAGAGGAUACCACAAGUGUUUAUAGAGUUACAAUCAACAAUUACUUUGAAAAACUAGAGCCAUUACUCUCAAAAAUCCAUGAUGUAUCAAAACAACUCUACACUCCAAGUUCAAACGUUUCAGUAAAUGAAAUGAUGUUUCAAAAUCUUAUCACUUUGCGAAUCAGGAUAUACAUAUACUUUCUUGCCAAUAUCGCACAUCUCUCCAAGUGGUGUACCAAAAAUAAUUAUUUUUCUAAUGUCCCUCUAUUUCAAAAUCUUCGGCAAUUAGGUAUUGGUGCUUGUGGAACUGUCUGUAAAACAGCUUCAGGAUUUCCAAAAGAGUUGAGAAUAGAAAAAAAUGUCAAACUUGAUUGGGAUAUUCGUUCUGAUAUUAUAGUAAAUGGUGUAUUAUUAGUUUUUUGGCAAGAUAAUGGGCCAGUAACAAUGUUAUCAACAAUCCAUGGUCUUGUUGAUGAGGAAUGGGAGAUAAAACAUGAAAGGCGACAACUAAGAGAAACAAGUAUCAAUGUCGCGAAGGAUUGA
This is a messenger RNA of Acaulospora morrowiae, 702 nucleotides long. Lineage: Eukaryota; Fungi; Glomeromycota; Glomeromycetes; Diversisporales; Acaulosporaceae. The record is from the annotation of a GenBank genome assembly.